Molecule: messenger RNA, 6484 nt
Organism: Pecten maximus
Lineage: Eukaryota; Metazoa; Mollusca; Bivalvia; Pectinida; Pectinidae
Product: adhesion G-protein coupled receptor G2-like
Exons: 28
Coding region: 1269-4793 (1174 amino acids)
Biological process (GO): G protein-coupled receptor signaling pathway; cell surface receptor signaling pathway
Cellular component (GO): membrane
Molecular function (GO): G protein-coupled receptor activity; protein binding
Source: RefSeq, a predicted model, not a curated record
AUUAUUGUUGUUGAGAGUUCAAUACACAUUAAACAACGCGUUACCUGACUAACGACUUUAGAAUAUUACUAUUGUCGUGAAAUGGAAACAUUUAUUUGGUGACAUAUGUUUCAUAUUUCUUUGCAAAUGUGAAAGAAUGUUCUUUACGAGGUUUUAAAUCAUAAUGUGUAUUAUUGAAUCCCAUUCACUGCGGAAUUAAGUGUGUCACAUUGUACAGCGGGGAUAGAAAUAUAUGCUUGACAGGUUUUGGACACGCUUUGUUGAAUUUAAUACAAACGAAGGAAGACUACCGGUCGGAAGUUUAUAUACCCGUAGUGUCACUGGAACAGCCAGGUCGUGAACUGUUGAGCUCAUGGAUGUUUAUACUUUGUCCACUCAUCAAUAAUAUUAAAAACAGCACGUCUUUCAUAUAUACAUAAAACUCUGAGAUUAAGAAUCAUGUAAAUAAGACCAGUGUGUUAUUGAAAACUGGAGGUCAGCGUAUACAAACUUUCGGUGGAAUGGGUCUAGUUUCCCCCAUUUUUACGUGACAAUAGUUCAUACCAGAGUUUAUAGAACGUGACAUGUAACAUAAGGACACAUAGUGAAGUUGCCUGUCAUCCUGAUCGACAACCUACCCGGAGUGUAAGAUAUACUCCCUACUGCUGAUAAGAGCGAACCACAAAGACUACAGACGGAGACACAUGUAUAUGUGUGACUGAUAUCAUAUGUUUGUUUAGAAGGUAAACAAAACUUCCCAGGCCAAUAGAAAUUUGUGAAACCGACCCAUGGUAAUAAUCGAUCAGAAAGGUGUUUAUCCGCUUUGAUCCACCCGGGUUGGUAUGUACUCGUAAUCAGAAACAGUAUUCGUCCUUACCCGGGCCUCCUACCUGUCCGCUCAGCUGUGAUGUUUCUUAUGUGAACUUCUGUUAUGACACUUGGAUUUAGACAGAAACACAUAUGUUUGCUUGGAUUUUUAUACAACCGCCUCUGUUUCUGUGAUAUCUACCUGUAAAGAAUUUUACGGGUAUUUGUUAAUAACGGACAUUAUUAGGUCAUCAUUGAGAUAUCAACCAGUGUAAACCAUAUUUGCGCAGAUACCGACAUUCCCUGGAAGGCAAGGUACAUUCUGAAGAGGAUCGUAAAUUAUAUCAUUUUAAAAUCAUCCCACGCAACCCAACGACUUGGAGUUUAAAACUUGUGAAAUUGAAAUAAUAUUGGUUUAAAUCAACUCCAACACUUCGAGACAUCAAUGUUUAAAUUUCAUGCCUGAUAUCAGUUAAUCAUCCAUGAUGUCGAAACAAAGAUUAGCCCUGCAUAUUUCGAGGACGAGUUGUACGUUUAUAGUAUUCAUUGUGUGUGUUUUAUUAUCGAGAGUCAACUCGUCAACAACGACAAGUUUCUUAGAUACUAAUAUCUGUAGCCCAGGGAACACAGUAACGUGCCCAUGUAGAUUCACGAACAAAAGAUUGACGGUCAACUGUACUUACAAAGGAUUCAAUGAAGUUCCCCCGGGAUUUCCUUCUGAAGUCAAAGUAUUAUUACUGAAAAACAAUAUUAUUACAUGGCUAAAUGCAGGAAAUUUCGCUGGUCUACAUUCCCUAGAGACGCUACAUGCCAGCGACAACAGAAUAAAGAACAUACAGGCUGGAACCUUUGAUAAGCUAUACAGCCUGAGGACUUUAAAUUUACAGAAUAAUCUUUUGACAAGGAUUGAAUCUUCCAUGUUCCGAAAUUUGCCUAACCUUCAAACACUCGACCUUUCAAACAACCAGAUUUCAAGAGUGAUUGGCGAUGCUUUUGUUACCCUCACCAAUAUCAACCAAAUUGCAUUUACCGGAAACGGACUAAUGUGUGAUUGCGAGAUCCAAAAGUUCAAACAAUGGUACGAGAUAAUGGGAGGAUAUAAUGUUGGGGUGCUCGACGCAUAUUGUGCCAACAAAAACAACCUUCCAAUCCAGGAUGUAUCUGACUUCGGUGGAUGUGCUGGACAAAGCCUGUUUGACCAGCUUGUUUCGUGUGAGUCGUGUGAAGUAAAGAAGAGUGACAGGCUCUGUGAAGUACCACAGGCAUCAUCAGUGGUUUGCUCGAGUGCUGACCAUCCAGUUUGCUAUACACAAUUGGCGUUCACAACGACUGGUCUAGAGCUGAAUAAAGGAUGUGAAACUUAUCUUGAUUGUGUUCAAAAAGCUCGAAAUGUUAAUUCACAAUGCUUCGGAAUUACCAACGCAGUUCAUUGUACAUUCUGUUGUCUAGGACACAACUGUAAUGACGAUGAUAUCGGAGGGCGGACGAGAACAAUAAUGUUUGACUUGUCAGCACAACUGUACGGAGUGGUGGACGAUAACUUGUUAGAGGCGGGGUCACUGUUGUACACAUCUACACAGACAGGGAUCGCAAAUAUUCUUACCAAUCAUACAUUAGGAACAUAUCACGUGAUUGUGAAUAGCAUCGCACGCUUAGGGGCUGGAGAAUUGACUGUAUCUGCAAGCAUCGAAUGCACAACACUAUACGAAGCACAUGAAAAGUCCAUAUAUGUCUUUAUAUAUAAUGAACUGCAUACAACAAAGAAGCUGUAUGACCAAGUAGUCCAUAGCUGGGGACUCGAAAACCCAACGCUAUGUCCUGCCGAACAGGUUGCUAGCCCUAAGGGGACAUUUUCAUGGCCUGUGGCAGACAUAGGUGAGAUGGAGAGAGUCGUCUGUCCAAGUUACGCGGGGAACAAUGUCAAAUAUGCGACUAGAGAAUGCCUCAUGGGAACUAACAACGCCGCAGAGUGGUCAGCCAUGAGUGUUGGGGAUUGUCUCGACUAUACGGCCCCACAAACAACGACAAUAACAACAACGACAACGACGACGCUGGCGACGACAACAACGACAACAGUUCCUCCAGUCAACAUUACAGCCAGUUUGAUAACACUCUCCCGACAAACUGCCACAGACGACAAUGCUAAUGCCCAAGCCGAGCAACUUGUGGAAAUAUCGGAGUCAUCCGAAACCUAUACCAGUACAGAUGUUAAGUUAACGGUCGAUAAGAUAGAGGAACUAAUCAACCUGGACAGUACCCACUUCUCCAUACAACGAGAGACAGACAUAGCCAAGACAAUGAGCAACUUCCUGGACACACCACAAACACAGUUGUCGAUUGCAGAGAAGGAUUCGAACAGCCCCACUAGAUUCCUACAGACGGUACAACAACUUGUGGAUAAAGCGGAAGCUAACAGUUUUAGUGCUGUUAAUCCGAACCUGGCACUGUUUUCUAGAAAAGGAAUCACGUCCUCCAAUUUCAAUGGCUAUACUAUUCGAUCGAACAGCCAACCAGGUGAAAAGUUUUCUCCAACUUCAGUACAGGUGUUAGAGGGAGCAUACAACAAUAGCGAACAAUCCUUCAUGGUUCUGCCAGCCGAUCUCCCACAGUCAUUAACCCCAAGUCAACGGGCGGCCAUAUCUAAAAUUACAUUUGCAGCAUUUGCGGAGGAGAAAUUAUUCACAGCAAUCACCGGCCAGCUACCACCAGCGUCUGACAGUGUGCAGGUUGGAGAUGAUUCGAAUUUCAUAAGGGGCCCUAAUAGUGUGAUAAUGGCUGCAUCCAUACCUAACGUUGAUGUCAAUGGUCUACAAACUCCUGUCCUACAACGUUUUGUCCAUAAUGAAAAGAAUUCAAAGAAUCCUGAAUGCGUUUUCUGGGAUGAAAGUUUGCAGACCACAUCAAAAUGGGCCAACCAGGGAUGCUACGUUUACGAAACAGUGUCGAACUCCCACACAACCUGUGCUUGUGACCACCUCACCAACUUCGCUCUAUUAAUGGAUAUAUACGGUACAGGAGGGGACCUCAGCGAGGAGAACAAACUGGCCAUGUCUCUGAUCUCCUAUAUCGGGUGUGGUAUUUCCAUCUUCGGCCUUUUGUUGACACUCAUUACAUAUUGUGCAUUUAAGAAACUACGAACCAGUAACCCGUCAAAGAUCCUUAUUAACCUGUGUAUAGCGUUAAUUGCGGUUAAUGCUAUCUUUAUUGUUGGUCAGCAACAAUACACUCUAGAUAACGCUAUUGGAUGUAAGGUAGUUGCGGUACUGCUCCACUACUUCCUGUUGUCCGCUAUGACGUGGAUGGCCGUGGAGGCUUUCUACAUGUACCUGGCACUGGUCAAGAUAUUCAACACCUACAUCCGACGGUUCCUUCUCAAGUGCUGUCUGGUUGGAUGGGGUUUACCGCUAGUAGUUGUGGCCGUGACUUUGGGAAUUAACAAGACGGAUAACUAUGGAAAGCAGCCAGGCGACAUAUGCUGGCUUGAUGCAAUACCGUUCUAUGGUGCAUUUCUGGCCCCUGUUCUGCUGGUUCUGAUUCUAAACACUAUCGCAUUUGUGAUGGUCACACGACAACUGUUCGGGAUGUCGUCCAGAAAGAUAACUAAAUCAGACAAGUCCAGCACUGUGUCCCGACUCCGGGGAGCGGUAGGCGUCGUCAUCCUCCUUGGCCUCACGUGGUUGUUUGCAAUAUUUGCUGUCAGAGGCACCGGUGGAAUAAUUGUCCAAUAUCUGUUCACAAUUCUUAACUCACUUCAAGGACUUUUCGUUUUCAUAUUUUACUGUUUCCUACACAAAGAGGCGAGGAAAAACUGGGCGAGAACCUGUUGUGACGUCACAGACGAGAAAGGCAGUACACAGACUAGUAAAGGAGAGAAAGCCAAAAAGUACAUUGCAGGGUACAAUUCCAGCAGUUCUCCGUCUUCUAGAAAUGGCACUGCCUCCUCUGGCGACUUUUCUUCUGAUAUAAGCAGGAGCACAAGCCAAAGUGACAUCGCUCCACAAUGUUGAGUUUGUAAGAAGCUUCCUUCACGUUUUCAACACAGGAGCACACCAGAGGACGAUUUCCAUCAUAUGCUGAUUCGACAGUAUAGCGUCAACCGACAAGAUUAAUCGAAAUCUUGUUCAACAAAUUUGAACAUGAUCUAUCCAGUGCUCGCCUCUCUUCAAUAACAUAGCAACAUCGCCACGUCUUAACUAUAUUUACAAAUAAUAGUCAACUCUUUUAAUUCAACAGAAUACAAUAUAACUCUCAACUAUGCUUCCAUCCAUAAACACAGUGCAUAAUGCAUGUAUAUUCAACAAUAAUGCUUUUAUCAAUAAUUCAACAAUAUUGUGUUCAACAGCUUUGAUAUUACAGUGUAUUAUGUGUGUAUUAUGUAUAGUAUAUUCAAUCAUAUACUUCCAUACUCCGCGAAGUACCGACAUGAACUGGUUUCACUUAUAUGAACCCCUGUCCUAUUGUAAUAUUGUCCCAGUUAUAUAGACAAAUGUAUAGUAUUAUAUAAGUAUCUUCUUCUGUAUUUGUAUGAUAUAUCUCGUGAUAUAUUAUAUGAUUAUGUAUGUAAGAGGCUGAAAUAUACUACAGGCGUGCUAAAGAAAUUUCUUGAUAAAGAGAAAGUGUUUAAGAAAGAUAUAAAGACUGUGAAUGGAUAGACACAAUGGUCGAUAACUAAGAUGUUUGUUUACCAAAGACUUUUGUCCCUUUCUAUUAUACAUGAAUUUAAUCCUAUGCAAAACCCGUAUAGAUAAUGAUGAACUAGACGAUAUACAUAAUUGUAAAUAAAUAGUUUUGUUAUGUAAAUAUUAAUAGGUAGUUAAUUAAACGAACAGGUAAAUAUGAAUAAAAGAAUGAGCGGACGAGCGAACGAAUAUAAAUGAAUGAAGGAAUACAUGAAUGAAUGUCUGAAUGAAUGAAUAAAUGAAUGAAUGAUGAAUAAGUGAAUGAAUGAAUGAAUGAAUGAAUGAAGGAUAAAUUAUAUGGGUACUGCAAGAAUUCGCAUUUAAUUAACAUCUGUAGUCAUUUUUUGUGAAAUUAAAAUGAAUUCACCUGUAUGCACUGUGUAGUAAUAUCGCUUUUUAAAAUGUAUUAUUAAUUCUCAUAUAUUAUCGAAAUAGUUGCAGAAAGACAACAUUUUGCAAACAAUAUCAUCGGAAACAUAAGUAGAGUAUAUAUAUGUAUACAUAUACAAAAUGUACAUCGUAUCCAUGUCAUAAGAAAAGUUCAUGUGUUGUUUGACGUGGAAACUCGUUAAUGCGGCAAAAGGAAAUGUCGUUAUGGCACCGUUAUGAAUAUAGAAAUACGAGUUUCGUAUUAAGGAGGUUCCGGUUCAAUAUUUUUUUUAAAUACAUUAAUGUCAUAUUUCAUGUACUAACGUCUAUCGACAAUCAGUAUUCUAACAUGUGUUUCAUAGUGUUUAAUGUUUUACAAUGCCAGUUAAGGUAAAGUGUACCAUGCUAUAUUUAUAUCUUAUCUCCAUUAUCAUGACAUGUUACAGUUUCUUUACCCUCCGGACGUUUUACUUCGAACACGUCUACCUGUAUUAUGAUAUUGUCAUCAACUGUGAGACGCAAAUAGAUUGACAAGGGAAGUAACUAUUAGCCAAAUGCCUAUCUUUUUUCGCUACUCUGUAAAAAAUCUGAAACGAAACCUACCCCAUUAUUAAAUACUGCAAUGGUACAUUUAACAUCAACUGACAUUG